Messenger RNA from Pseudophryne corroboree (corroboree frog), 1171 nucleotides. It is a transcript of the gene VTI1B, whose product is annotated as vesicle transport through interaction with t-SNAREs 1B. Gene Ontology annotation, cellular component: ER to Golgi transport vesicle membrane; SNARE complex; late endosome membrane. Gene Ontology annotation, biological process: intra-Golgi vesicle-mediated transport; vesicle fusion with Golgi apparatus; intracellular protein transport. The transcript is spliced from 6 exons. The record is from RefSeq and is a predicted model, not a curated record. Lineage: Eukaryota; Metazoa; Chordata; Amphibia; Anura; Myobatrachidae. Gene Ontology annotation, molecular function: SNAP receptor activity; SNARE binding. The coding region runs from base 92 to 787 and encodes 231 amino acids.
GAUGGUUUAGGGGCGGAGCUAUGUAUAACAGCUGCAGCAGGCUGCUGGUCAGGUCCCUGCUCUGUGCAUCUCCAGCCAGGCCGGCAGCACCAUGAUGAGGAAACAGAACAUGUCUUCAGAGCAGUUUGAAACGUUACAUGAGCUGUUUAAGGGGCACUAUGAGCAUCUGCAGAGGCUGCCCCCAAAGCUGGAGACCUGCUAUGGAGAGCAGUACAAAAGUCUUCUCCGAGAAUUUAAUGACAAACAGCUAGAAGCGAAUGACAUGCUGAUACAAAUGGAGGAAGAAUUAAAAGGUGCACCAAUGCCGUUCCAACACCAGAUGAUGAGCAAGCUGCGUGUAUACAAGAGAGGCCUCGUGGAACUGCAGACGGACGUAAAGAACCUCGCUCGGAGUAGCGGACUGUCUGCCGGCGACAGCCGGAAGAGGGGUUACAGUAUGGAGAAUGAGCAGAAUACGGCUAUGCAGUCACAAAGAACGUUGCUUCUCCAAGGCCACGAGAGCCUGAACAGAACCACGGACAGUAUAGCCAGAUCCCACUAUUUAGCUGCUGAAACGGACGCCGUUGGCCGGGACAUUGUAGAGGAACUGGGUGGACAGAGGGAGCAGCUGGAACGGACAAAGGGACGGUUGGUGAACACCAGUGAGAAUCUGAGUAAAAGUAGGAAGAUCCUGCGCGCUAUGUCCCGGAAAAUUGUGACAAACCGACUUCUGCUGGUCAUUAUCAUUGUUCUUGAACUCGCCAUUCUUGCUGGUUUAGUCUACUAUAAAUUCUUCCGCAAAUCCUGAGCCUCUGCAGCCGAUGCCACAUAAAGGCCAUUGUACAGCUCCAUACUACACACUCUGUUCUACAUUCAUUCCUGGAAAUCUCAGGUGAAGACGCAUCGGGAGGUCUCUCCGCACAUGGACGUUAAAUCUGCAUGAAGCGCAAGGUUUUCUCAUGUCCGAACUGAUCACAUUAAAUGCUUCACUAAAAGUAUUACCAGACGAGAAUGUUCAAUUCCCAGUAAUUAGUAUAUUAUUAUUAUUAUUAUUAAUCUUCUAAACGGUUACUGAUUGUUUUUUUUACUGUUGAUCAUACUGUAUAACGUAUUUAUGUAUAAUUGAAGUGACUACACACCGCUCUCCGUACCAGAGAUGUAUUAUAUAAAUGACACUUUACAGACUUUCCAA